Trypanosoma conorhini is the source of this 957-nucleotide messenger RNA. RefSeq lists its product as uncharacterized. The record is from RefSeq and is a predicted model, not a curated record. The transcript has a single exon. The coding region runs from base 1 to 957 and encodes 318 amino acids. NCBI's taxonomy places the organism in Eukaryota, Euglenozoa, Kinetoplastea, Trypanosomatida, Trypanosomatidae.
AUGGCGUCAAAUAAUUCCGCCGCUGCCGCUACCAGCAACGGGAACGAGACCGAACGCGCCGAGGCGGAACUUUCGCCGCUGUACGUCAGCCUCUCCCACUCCGCCCCCCUGCCGUCGGAGGACUACGUGCGCGUGGUUGCACUGUGCGGCUCGGGCCACGUUGCGAGGGACGCGUCGCCUUUGCUGAAGACGACUAUCUCCACCGAGGGCGACCGAACGAAUGGUGGUUGCGGGCAAACUUCGUCAGAGCCGCUUCGAUGCGAAAUAGAGCGGUUCGACUUUGCGCUGCACCUGCGCGGGGCGCGGCAUUGUCGCCUGCUGGAUACCGUUUUGGAUACAUAUGAUCUAGAGAUGAGCGCUGUCAACCGCGAUGCGGCCGUCGAUGGCGAGGAGAAGGGGGCGGAGCGAGGGAAGAAGACUGCUGCAGCUGAUUUGCCACCUGUGGUGCUUGCGCAGGCGACAUCCAAGGGAUGCAAGGCGCUUUUUCUGUACCUGGAGAUGCUCACGACGCGUGUGCCGACAACAAUCUCAAAGCCGCUGCGCGCACCGCUGGAGGAUCUACUUCAGCCGUGGGAAAUGAACUUCCUGCUGCAGAAUUGCAUGGACGAAGCGACCAGCCGCGCCAUCGCGCAACAAGUUAGCGGCGUUAGCGAGGUCGGGGUCCAGCGUAACAAAGUUGCUGGGGACGCCAGAACAGCCUACUACCCCACGAUUGUAAGUAACGCACCUGAAUCUUUGAAUCUGCUGCUGGAACUUGCAAUGUUGAGUGAUUUUCUUAUUAUUGAGCCCUUGCGGCAAUUAACGUGUGCCUUUCUUGCCUCUCUCGCACUUGGCGCCUCCUCGGAAGCGGAAUUGCUACGGCUUUGUGGGGUGUCUCGCCCCAUGACAGAGGAAGAGCUCGGACCGCUUUAUGCUCAGUUCCCUUUUCUCCGUCCUGACCCCAACUCUGAAUUGUAG